This is a messenger RNA of Durusdinium trenchii, 744 nucleotides long. NCBI's taxonomy places the organism in Eukaryota, Dinophyceae, Suessiales, Symbiodiniaceae. The record is from the annotation of a GenBank genome assembly.
AUGGAGCGGCUCUUCUGUGUGGUGCCAGUCGUGGCAAACAUCCGCCUGGAAGUCUUGGGACAGCGCUGUGUCUUUUCCUGGAAGGAGAGACGGAGCUUCCGCCCGUCGGCCAUCUCGCCGGAUCUGCUCCUCGAAGAGGCGGAUGAGGGCCUUCUCCAGGAACUACAAGAUGCGCAUGCCAGUGCAGCUUUUGAAGGCUUUGUGUUGCAUGAGGAGCAGCCGAACCACCGGGAGGUUUGGGCCUAUCGAGAUUAUUUGCCCAUGGAGCUGGCGAAGCUUCCGGCCACCGCGGAGGCUUUCGCGCCCCGGCGCACGCGGAAGGAGCGUGCGAACACCAUGGCGAGAGAGCUGAGCUCGCAAGACGAUCGGCGCCUACGGAUGCUCUGUUUGACCUGGAAUGUGGGCGCCACGCUGCCGCAGCGGGGCGCCUCACUGGAAGCGGUGCUGGAUGAGGAUCCCUCGCCAGAUAUUUGCGUCAUCGGCUUCCAAGAGACGUGCCAACUGUCGGCGCGGAGGUUGUUGGCCGAUGGCACCGAGUGGAAAGACUGGCAGAAGUGGGCGGACCAGAGCGUGAAGGAUGCCAGGGGACCCCGGGGAACCGGACCCCGGGAGCAGAAGUUCACGGUGAGUCGUUGGAGUUCGACGUCCGCAACGGCCCCGGUUGGGACUUCCGACAAGCUUCGAAGCACCACUCGAGACUUUGAAGACUUCACCUUUUCGUCGCUUCAACUGGUUGGUGGAUGA